Molecule: messenger RNA, 674 nt
Organism: Closterium sp. NIES-67
Lineage: Eukaryota; Viridiplantae; Streptophyta; Zygnematophyceae; Desmidiales; Closteriaceae
Source: the annotation of a GenBank genome assembly
UCGUGAUGGACAUCGCCCAGAAGAACAAGCUUCCCAGGAUCCUUAGGUGCUCGCAGAUCAUGGGGCGCAACGAGACUGACGAGCUGUCGGCAGCUCAGAUCUUCUACCUGUGCAUGCACUGCGCCGACAUCUUCUUCCUCAAGGCGGACAUCUGCCAGCUGGGCAUGGAUCAGCGCAAGGUGAACGUGUUGGCCAGGGAGUACUACGACGACAUCAAGAGGAAGAUGAAGCCCAUCAUCCUCUCGCACCACAUGCUGCCCGGGUUGCUGCAAGGGCAGGAGAAGAUGUCAAAGAGUGACCCAAACUCUGCAAUUUUCAUGGAGGACGAGGAGGCGGAGGUGAAUGUGAAGAUCAAGAAGGCAUUCUGUUCGCCAGGGGAGGUGGAGGGGAACCCGUGCAUUGCCUACGUGUAGUACAUCAUGCUGCCCUGGUUCAAGCAGUUUGAGGUGGAGCGCAAGGAGGAGCACGGAGGCAACACUAUCUACACUGAUGCAGAGCAGCUGUGUGCGGACUACAAAGAGGGUAAACUGCACCCAGGCGACCUCAAGUUGGCCCUCUCCAAAGCACUGAACCGGAUCCUCCAGCCCCUGAGAGACCACUUCAAGACAAACACCGAUGCGAAGAAACUGCUAGCACAAGUGAAGAGCUACAAGAUCACUCGGUAAUAGUUACCC